Oryzias latipes (Japanese medaka) is the source of this 5399-nucleotide messenger RNA. RefSeq names its product immunoglobulin superfamily, DCC subclass, member 3 (gene igdcc3). Gene Ontology annotation, molecular function: protein binding. The record is from RefSeq and is a predicted model, not a curated record. NCBI's taxonomy places the organism in Eukaryota, Metazoa, Chordata, Actinopteri, Beloniformes, Adrianichthyidae. Gene Ontology annotation, biological process: cell-cell adhesion.
AUGUUCCAAUUGAUGGGUCAGAGUCAUCAUUCCAGCUGCAAUUAACGAUGCCACCUAAAAUGUCAGAAGAAUUGAAAGGGUUCAUUUUUAUUGGUAUAAUUAGCAUCACUGCUGCUUCCAACAGGCGCAGUGUUGGACUCAAAUCCAGAUAUGAACACGGUUUGAAUCCCAGAUCCCAGCGUUGAGAGCAAAAACAGUCAGCAGUCGGCUCUUUUGUUCCAAAAAGAGAUCCAGUACGCGCGCGCGCGCGUGAGAGAGAUGGUGUGCGCAUGUGUGCGCGUGUGUGUCAGAGAAAGACAGAGCCCUCCACAGAGGCAGUCUUUAGGAUACAGCAGUGUGUGAGGAGGAUAGAGAAGCUGGGAUGCUGACUGACUCCACAUAGAUGGAUACACAAAAAAUGGCGAGAUCGCCUUCGAACCACUAGUUUGUAGCUCUGGAUGUGGGGACAUGUCGUAGCUGCAGCUGGAUAUUUCCUAUUUUUGCUCUUCUGUUCAGUGUGUUUUUUGAAAAAUCCGCCGUUUGUCUCCCACCACGUUGUUCUUUGCUGGAGUAUUUUUUUUUUUUUGGUAGGGGAGGGGGUUUAAAUGGCACCCACACGGCGGCGGCUGCGCCAUGUUCCGUGCUUUCUGGGAGUUCUCCUUAAUGCUUUAAUCGGUGUGGUGUGCGAAGCAGAGCUGGCCUUCACGUUGGAGCCCAGUGACGUCAUCGCUGUGCAGCAGCAGCCUCUCAUGCUCCACUGCCAGGUGGAUGGAAUCCCACCAAUCACCACACAGUGGAGGCACAACGGCCUGCUCAUACCUCAGGAUCAGCAUCACACCACCUUCAUCAAUGGCUCGCUCCUGAUCGCUCACUUCCAGAAGACCAAGUCUGACGGCUCCACUGAUGAGGGCGACUAUGAGUGCAUGGCCCAGAAUUCUUUUGGGCGAGUGGUGAGCCGGAAGGCUCGCAUUCAAGCAGCCACUAUGGCAGACUUCCAUGUCCAGCCAGAGUCGGUGCAUGCUGAGGAGUCGGGCGUCGCUCGAUUCCAGUGUCAGAUUCGUGGUCUGCCAGAGCCUGUCAUCAGCUGGGAGAAAGACAGCCAUCCGGUUGACACUGAAAACGACAGGUACACUCUUCUGCCGACAGGUGUUCUGCAGAUCACAGGACUGCGUGAAGAAGACGGUGGAAAGUAUUGCUGCGUGGCUCACAACAGUGCAGGAGUGAAGCACAGCGCUGAGGCUCUCCUAACCGUUUCAGGCUCCCUGUCAUCUGUUUACAAAGAGCCCACGAUUCUGGUCGGCCCAGAAAACCUAACCCUCACCGUUCACCAGACUGCUAUCUUGGAGUGUGUUGCUACAGGAUAUCCUCGACCUAUUGUGUCCUGGAGCAGACUAGACGGCCGGCCCAUCGGGGUGGAGGGAAUUCAAGUGCUUGGCACGGGGAACCUGAUGAUCUCUGAUGUCGGUGUACAGCACUCAGGAGUCUACGUGUGCGCUGCUAACAAACCCGGGACCCGCGUCCGAAGGACAGCUCAAGGACGUCUGGUUGUCCAAGCUCCCGCUAAGUUCGUUCAGCCUCCGCAGUCAGUUUCGCGACCGGUCGGCACAACCGCCAUCUUCACUUGCCAAGCUCAAGGUGAGCCUGAGCCGCAGCUCACCUGGUUGAAGAAUGGGCAGGUCCUGGAGCCAGGAGGACAUGUCAGACUCAGGAACAACAACAGCACCCUGACCAUACACAGCAUCAGCCGCGACGAUGAGGCCAUCUACCAGUGCAUUGCCGAGAACAGUGCGGGUUCCACUCAGGCCAGCGCACGCCUCACUGUGCUGUGGGCUGAUGGACUUCCUGGUGUUCCCACCCAUGUCCAAGCUGACGCCCUCUCACCCACCACCAUCCAGGUUUCCUGGAAAGAGCCGGAGCAGAACACUCAGGACAUCAUUGGAUACGUGCUUCACAUCCGCAGAACCUCAGACCCGCAGGAGAUGGAGUACGAGGAAGCCGUUAGUAAGACCACACUGCAGCAGGUCAUCCGCGACCUGGAACCCUCUACUAGUUACACCUUCUAUGUAAAGGCCUACACCUCCCACGGAGCCAGCAAGCCAUCAGAAAGUGUUACUGAGAGCACUCACGGAGAGGUGCCAGCUCCUCCUUCGCUCUUCACUAAAGUGUUGAACAGCAGCGCUGUGCAGGUCACGUGGGAAGCUUCCUCCAAGAUGGGCCAACAUGAGGGCUUCAGAUUGUACUACAGGAGAGCGCACACACCACUUUUCACCGGCCCCAUCAUCUUUCCACGCAAUGUCACUCAGUUCAACGUCACUCAACUGGACUCUUCGCUGGUCUAUGAGAUAAAGCUGCUUGCAUACAACCAACAUGGAGAUGGGAAUGCCACCGUGAGAUUCGUCUCCCUCCGGGAGGCACUGGAGAAAUCUGUGCUGGACGGCUCGUGUAACUGUGCAAAAGACGAACACGGCAAAUCAUCAACUACAGGGAUCAUCAUCGGAAUUCACAUUGGAGUGACCUGCAUUAUCUUCUGCGUGCUCUUCCUCGUCUUCAGCUACCGCGGCAGGCUAAUGAUGUGUAAGACAGUUCAAGCCACCCCCCAGGCAGGGCACAGUGUAGUGCUGGAGUCCUCCUACUCCUCUCAAGGGCCCUCUGGGCUCAACGGGGCUGCCAGGAGAGAUAGGGAGGUCAACGGCUGCGCCGCGGGGAAGAAAGCGGUCCACGGCGAGCUGGAGAGACUUUUCUCUCAACCUGAUGCACGAGAUGCAUGCAUGUCCAACUCCUUCAUGCUGAACGACACCCAGCUGUCCACCAUACCGCUGGAUGAGGCUAAAAUGGAGAGUGAGACUCAGUUCCAGGCGCAUUCUGCAGCAGAAGCGGCUCAGCACGUCCAAGGCUAACCAUGUAUGAAGGCCCUUUUAUGGGAUGCUUUCUAGUGUCCACUUAGACUUUUCUCUCACUCAGGUUGAUAAGUGUUUCUUUUUCAGAAAAUAGUUUUUCCUUUUGUGCCAAGUUUUUUUUCCCCCCCUUCUUUCGCUCUUUAAGUGGUUUGUUCUGAGGUCUUCAGAAAUCAAGGACUGUGAAUGCGGUCAGGCAGUUUUUAGCUAGAUGGACCACUUUAAAUCUCUUUUGUAAAUUUUCUGGUAUUUGGCAGCACAGAGAAGAGAGACCCCUCCCCCAAAUGUCCUUGUUAUACAAUGACUUUAUUUUUAAGUUUAUAUCUAUAUAACUAUAUAUCUAUAUAUAAAUAUAAAUACACACAUAUCUUUAUUGUCUUUAUGUCGAACCAGUCAUAAGUUAUUGGUCGUAUCUCUGCUCACAUCUCUGUGGAUGUCAAAGAUUCCUGCUGCCUGUUCUCUCCCACCGAUGAUUCCACCUUCUUACUCACAGAAGACCUCAGCUUUCUUCCAGGGAUUCAAUAUAUUCUGUCUCAGGACUUUAUUUCAUUGAUAUCAACAUUUUUUAUCAGUUCUUGGCCUUCAUACAGGUGCUAGACUUGGGUGUGUGAACCUUACAAUUACACGAAAACCUACCUCAGCCGGAAUGAAUGUGUUGUGGGAAGCUUUUAGGGACUGGAUCUUCCCCGUUGUUCACAAUACUUUAGAUACGGAGGGAACUGAUUAGAAGGAAAAACCACAGGAUCAGGUGCCGCUCUACCUCAGAUGUCAAGAAGCGUCGUCCCCCUCUCCAGCGUAUGGACGUGAAACAGGAAAAUGAGCAUCCAACAUGAAGCACUUCCAAAUGCUGAAAUGAAUGUUCUACCUCAAGAUAACAAUGUAAAUGUUGUCACUGUUGUUGUUGUUGUUAGUUUGUUUAUUGCAUAACGAGAACCGUUUUCCUUUGCCCCUUUGGUAAAGUCGUGUCUUUCCUCUGUUGUAAUUUUUGCAGAGUUGUCAGUACCUCAUGCAAGCUGACAGACUGAUAACAUGAUACACAGUAUGCUGAGAAAGUGUUGAUCAUGUUUGACGUUUUCUUCCAGAAUGUUAUUUAGAAUAUAUUUUUGUUAUUGUUAUUUUUAUGUAUAUAUUUUUCCCCACUGGUAGCUGAUUUAGCUCAAUGACAAGAGAUACACUGCGUUUUGAUCUACAUCUCGAGGAAUCUUUACACUGAAAGGAAAUAUUGCAUAAACAAACUCUGUCAAAACACCAAUUUACACACAAGCUGGGGUUCAUAUGAGGACAUUUGUACGUCUUUGUUGUGGCAUUUUACCACUGAAAGAAAACUGAAGGAAUGGUUCAUUAUUUUGAUAAUCUGAAUUUUUUCUAUUUUUUUAGGUGUUAAAUCAGUUCAAUCAUGGCAUCUUCUUUCGUCUACCGUGAAAUCAUUUAAAUGUUAUUUUCUCAUCUUAACUUUGCCAACCAAAAGGCAGAAAUAAAACAACACUUACAUUUAGUUUUGAUCAGAAAUUUGGACAAAUAAGACACAGUCAAUUGAAAAUUCUGUUUGUGCAUUUUGAUUUAUUAGCGUAAAAGGGAAGCCUGGUGUUAUUUGCUUGUCAAAAAACAGGAAAAUCAACCAAAACCAUGAGAAACUAAAUUUUUUAUUGAAAUGUUUGACUAAUUAAAAGCAGGAUCCUGUUAUUCUGUGAUCACCAGAGUGAUCAAUUGUUCCUUUAGUGGCACAGAAAUAAGAAUACUUUAUAGACGAGAUGUUGUCAUUAAGAAACAGUUGGAAAAUUGUGUAACUUCAAUUGACAGCAGUGUAACUCUUGGCUUUUUCUAAAUGUCUUUUUUCUGCAGUCCUUUUGUUUUUACAUCACAUUGCAUGCCUCCUUUUAACCGAAGCAGUAGCCUUUGAAACAUCUGGUGUCGUGUAGAUGAGACAGCCUCUGACCUUAUCUGCUGGUAUUCUUCCCAAAACCACACGAGCUGCUCAGCCUCCUGCCUGCUGUCAGGGUUUCAGGAACAUCAACCUCUUCCUGUUACACACUGAUCACCACACCCGCGCGCACACACAUACGUCUGGCUGGGGGGAAUGCAUGGUUGUUGGGUGUUCACACAAUCUGCGUCGCCACAUCCUGCACAGGACUUUCUUUGAUGCAUCAUGGUUAUCUACCUCAACCCUGUUUCAGGCCUUCUUCUCAGGUCUUCAUGAAGGAAACUCAACACUAUGUUAAAAUACACACAGACUGUGUGAUACAAAAUGUGAAGUGCUUGCAGUAAUAGGAACACAAUGGACCGUUAAUUUUCUAGAAAAAUGAAGGAAGAAGUUUUUAGGACUUUAAUGCCAUGCACUAGUUAAACACUUAGUGCUUCAUUUAUUCUGAAACUGAAGUUUAAUUUCUUUUCGAAUCACAAAUUUAAGAUUUGUGAUUUCUCAUACAGCUGGAGAAAAAUGCAUUUUGGGAACAAUUUUUCUUAUAUUGGAUUCAUUGUAACCCUUGUGCUAUCUUAGAUGACCCCACCCUUACUUUGACGUGUUCU